AACAGUAUUUAUUUUUUAAUUUCAGUAAAAAUUUGUUUAUUGUAUAUAGACUGUUGGUGUCUUCAACAUGUGUGAUGUUUCCAGCACGGAAACAGACAUCGUAAAUGAUAAUAAUAAAGAGUGUGCAGCCGAAAAUGCGAUAAAAAAUGAUAAUCUAAGCAAGGAUAUAAAGAAUUUAGACAAUAAUAGUCCAUGCGAACGGAAACUAGAAACCAUAAAAAGUGAUGAGGGUCUCACGGAGGAAAGUAUAUUAUCACAAUAUGAUACUGAAUGUAAAAUAAAACCAGAAACAAAUAGUACUAAUAAACAGAAACUAAAAGACGUACCUAUAGAUAAAAUUGAUUCUGUGACUUCACAAUCCACUAAUAGUGAAUUCAGUGAAGAGCAUAUAACUUAUACAGAUGAUGGCAUAGCGAUUUAUACGUGUCCUAAAACAAAUUAUAAAUAUAAAUGGAGCGCAAAAGAAGAAAAAUGGGUUUCUUUGGAAGAACAACCGGAAAAUGAACAUUAUUCAUGGUGUACAGAUACGAAACAAUGGAAACCUAAAAAUCCGGAAACCGAGCACUACAAAUGGAAUGCAGAAACAAACAGCUGGGAACUCAAAACAACUAAAAACUCAACCGCAAAUACUGAUGUUAAUACAUAUGGAAAUGCAAGUUCUGAAUCUGUUACAUAUGGUGUUGAUGAAAAUGGCCAUCGCACCUAUACGGACAAAGAUGGCGCAGUUUUUUUCUGGGAUACAUCGAAAAAAGCAUGGUUUCCUAAAAUUGAUGACGACUUUAUGGCACGUUAUCAAAUGAAUUACGGUUUCAUUGAUAAUACUAGUGCAAGUGAGGAAGAAAGGCGUAAAAAAGAAGCAGAAGAAGUGAAAAGAAAAGAGGAUGAGUUAAAAAGAAUGGAAGAGGAAAUAAGAACAACUAUGGCAACUGAAGCGGAAGGCACAGCUGGUGACGGUGGUUUAAAACGGAAAGGAAAACAGGAUCCACCAAAAUGGUUUGACAUGGAUCCGGAGCACAAUACUAAAGUUUAUGUCUCUAAUUUGCCAUUAGAUAUUACUCUGGAAGAAUUCGCUGAAUUGAUGGGAAAAUGUGGUCUCAUCAUGCGUGACCCACAAACACAAAAAAGUAAACUAAAAUUGUACACUGAAGCCGAUGGUCAAAUUAAAGGAGACGGAUUAUGUGAUUAUAUUAAGAUUGAGUCCGUGAACUUGGCUUUAAAUAUACUGGAUGAGUAUAAUCUGCGUGGUAAUAAAAUACGUGUUCAGCGUGCUGAAUUUCAAAUGCGCGGAGAAUAUAAUCCAGCUUUAAAACCGAAAAAAAAGAAGAAAGAUAAAGAAAAGCUAUUAAAAAUGAAGGAAAAACUUUUUGACUGGAGACCAGAGAAGUUACGAGGGGAGCGUACAAAGAAUGAAAAAGUGGUUAUUAUUAAAAAUCUUUUCGCGCCAAAAAUUUUCGAAGAAGAAGUUCAACUAAUUCUGGAGUACACAAAUGAUUUACGCGAAGAAUGCAAUAAAUGUGGUACCGUGCGGAAAGUUAUUAUUUACGAUCGUCAUUCUGAGGGUGUAGCUCAGGUAAAUAUGUCCACACCGGAAGAAGCUGAUUUGGUUAUACAAAUGAUGAAUGGACGAUUUUUUGGAAAAAGGCAAUUAAGUGCAGAUUACUGGGAUGGAAAAACUAAAUACAAAAUUAAUGAAUCGGAGACAGAAGUUCAACAACGCCUCUCGAACUGGGAUGAGUUUUUGGAAACGGAUGAAGAAAAAAAAUUAUCUACAUAAUUUAUUUUUAAAAUAUUUUUUGCUUUU
Molecule: messenger RNA, 1801 nt
Organism: Teleopsis dalmanni
Lineage: Eukaryota; Metazoa; Arthropoda; Insecta; Diptera; Diopsidae
Gene: barc
Product: HIV Tat-specific factor 1
Exons: 7
Coding region: 68-1774 (568 amino acids)
Biological process (GO): mRNA splicing, via spliceosome
Cellular component (GO): U2-type spliceosomal complex; U2 snRNP
Molecular function (GO): RNA binding
Source: RefSeq, a predicted model, not a curated record